Molecule: messenger RNA, 501 nt
Organism: Corylus avellana
Lineage: Eukaryota; Viridiplantae; Streptophyta; Magnoliopsida; Fagales; Betulaceae
Source: RefSeq, a predicted model, not a curated record
AAGAGGGUCAACUCUAUUGUCACGGCGGCCGAUAUGGCGGCUCUUUUCAUGGCGGCCAACUCGGCGGCCAAGCGGAUAUCCGGCGGCAAGGUCAGGAUCCUGCCGGAUUCCGAAGGCGGCAGGGAAGAGGUGGGUGCGGCGGCGGAGGAAAGUGGGUCGAGAUUGAGUUUGGAGGGAGUUGAUGAGGUGUUCGCGUCGCCGGAGUUCAAGUUUAGGUUAUCUGUGUGCCGGUCAAGGAAGCCGGGGUUGGAGACAAUUACAGAAGAGCCCAUUCGUUCAAGAUAAGUACAAUAUCUAUAUAUAUAUACAUAUAUAGAUGUGUUUGUUUGUAAUUGUAGGUUAAUUAAUUUAUCUGACAGUUCUAUUAAUUGAAUUUGCUCUCAAACUUUUUGCAUGGAGAGGAAUUAAUUAUUGGUUGCUGAUUUCCUUUGGAUUUGGGAAGAAUUUUAUUUACGAUUUUGGUGUGUAAUCACCAACCCCUGUAAAAAGUUGAUAAAAUUA